Molecule: messenger RNA, 421 nt
Organism: Staurois parvus
Lineage: Eukaryota; Metazoa; Chordata; Amphibia; Anura; Ranidae
Source: the annotation of a GenBank genome assembly
UGCUGGGUCCACAGUGUGACAUGGGUCCUUGUACCGCCUCCCAUUGCUCCCACUCUGCCAUGUGCCACUUUCAGGUCUCCUCACACUCCUGCUGGUUUCCAUUUUGUCAUAGGGUGCUGGCAGAUUACGGGCCUCCCAUUGCUGCUGCCAUGGGCCCGUAAUCUGCCAUGGGCCCCGUACCGCCUCCUCAUGCUGCUGCCAGGGUCCAGAGUGGUGUCUCAUGGGUCCCUAUUACGGCCUCCCAUUGCUGCUGCCAGGCCCGUAAUCUGCCCUUGGGCCCCAGUAACCGCCCCUUAUGCUGCUGCAGGCCCAGUAAGUGUGCCAAAAAUGGGGGUCCCCUGUAACCGGACUCCCAUUGCUGGGCUGUCUCCAUCGCCACACUCUGCCAUGUGCCACUUUCAGGUCUUCUAACACUGCCUGG